AUGUUGGCUUCAAGUAGAACUCGCUACGUAUUUUUAAUUCACGAAGAUAUGAGCGAGUUGGUUCUAGGUCAGCGAGCCAUUAAUAUUCGAAAUAUUGAGGAAGCUACUGGUGCACGAAUAAAAAUUGACAGAGAUGGUAGGGAAGCAAUUAUUACCGGCACGUAUGGGCAGUGCGAAACUGCUCAAUCACGAAUGAAGGCUUAUUUAGAAGAAGAAUCCGUAAAGCCAAGGCCUAGCGUUUAUCCUGACGUUGGUUAUACUAUUGUGGAUUUACAAUCACCCUCUAAAGACUCACGAAUUCGUUUUAUUCAGUAUAUGGAGCGUGACAAUAAUUCACACUCACAUGGAAGGAACUUGUAUUAUAUUCACCUAUCAAACGAACCUCCUUGCUCGCAUGCGGAUUUAAUGGGAGAUUGGGGUAUUCUUACUCCGGAAGUCGAAUCGUCACGUCAAGUAAUGAAAAGUCCAGAAGAAUUUAUGCCUAGUCCCUCUACUGAUAUGGGGGAUCACAGACUCUGGUUAGAUGAAUAUGGUUCUUUUUCGGCAAACAGAAGUUAUAGUAGCAGUAAUUCCAGUAAAAGUUUCAGUAUUGUUGGUCGAGAUACGUGCGAUGAUAAUGAUAUCACUGCGUUGCUUCCGGUUCCUACGAGACAACGACCAUUUACAGUUACUUCUUUGCUGCCGUAUUGUCUUAAACAGAUUUCUGAUCGUGUUUCAGAAAUGUUUCCUAUUCGUGAAACAGCAUUAGAAAUACAUACAACAAUAUACAUAGGACAGGAAUUAUUUUUUAACAUCCCGUUAGAACCUUCGAGUUUAGACAUUAAAGAAUGGUGUGGGCUCAAACGUAUAGGCCAUAAAGCUGUAAAGACUUCUUUCCAGCAUCAUGCGCCUUCUAUUGAUGGUCAAAGUAUAUUGGAAGCGAAUAUGGGCUUUAAGGAAGAUUCAUCUACACGCCAAAACGAAAAGUGCUCCAUCGACGUGUAUUUCAACGACGGUGAAGAAAAGAAAAUGAAACUUACCUAUGAUCAGAUUUCUCAUGAAUGGACAAUUAAAAAAGUUGUAAAGAAUUUGCGACGUAUUGUACUUGUGGAUCUAUUGUCAGGCAGUGAGGCACCAGAUAUAAGGUUUACUCUUAAGACCCAGAUACGAAUUCCAAUUGAUCCCAAUUUGAAACGUCUUAUCAAAGAUGUGCAAGAUCCAAAUAGGAACGAGUCUUUUAUGGCUUUACGACCUUCUGAUUUCGCAGGCACAUGGAUUCAUGUAACACGUGUCGAACAGGCGAUCAGCAAAACGAAGUUUUUUAAUGAAAAUUAUCGUAUUAGCGUCAUACCAACAAAACAAGAUGCAGAUGCAGAAAGAGUUACAUAUGGAAACAACAUUACUCUUAAACAUGUAGAUUGGAUUCGUAUGUCUAACCGAUUAUCUGAUCUACCAAACAAAGACCAAUAUCAACACCAAUCAUAUCAAAAUGAAUAUGAUCUUAUAAGUUUUGAAGAUAUACCAAAGCAAACAACCUCGGUUUCGAGGACACAAAAACAGAAGAUCGAAGACGACGUUUUUGGGAUCGAGUUCUUAUCAAACCACAUAAAAGAAGGGCAGAAGAAGGAAGAAAAUAUUUCUUCGGAGUUCAAGGGGAUAUUACAAUGCACAAUCCCCGCGUCAUUAGACUUUUCUCGUCAAUUCAUCCAGCGUAUUG
Molecule: messenger RNA, 1696 nt
Organism: Cetraspora pellucida
Lineage: Eukaryota; Fungi; Glomeromycota; Glomeromycetes; Diversisporales; Gigasporaceae
Source: the annotation of a GenBank genome assembly